UUCUAUGAGUCUAGCUCAUAUUGUAUUCGUAGUAAGUUUAAUGUCAAUGCACUGAAUUGUUUACAAAAAUUAUAGAUUCGAUGAUUAAAUAUUUGUAUACAUAUUUAAAGAGAACCCACAUGAUAUUGAUCAUCGAAUCGUAGAGAUUUUAACUUUAGACUUAUUCAAUUUAGUUUCAAUAAUGAGAAUCGCCGUAGAAGGUUGUGCUCAUGGCGAAUUGGAUAUUAUUUAUGAGACUAUACAGGAGAUUGAAAAAAUAGAUGGAAGAAAGAUAGAUCUGCUUAUUUGUUGUGGGGAUUUUCAAGCUACUAGAAAUUUAAGCGAUUUAGAAUGUAUGGCAAUAUCGAACAAAUAUAAAGAUAUGUGUACAUUUUACAAAUAUUAUUCGGGUGAGAAAAAAGCUCCAGUGUUAACCAUUUUUAUUGGAGGAAAUCAUGAAGCAUCAAAUUAUCUUCAGGAACUGCCAUAUGGAGGAUGGGUUGCACCUAACAUUUAUUAUCUUGGAUAUGCAGGUGUAGUACAAGUGGCUGGAGUUAGAAUUGCAGGACUUUCUGGUAUUUAUAAGAGCCAACAUUGGAUGCAAGGGCAUUAUGAAAAGCCUCCAUAUUCUGAUAACACUUUACGGAGUAUAUAUCAUAUUAGGAAUUUGGAAAUCUUUAGAUUAAAACAGCUUUCUGGAAAAAUUGAUAUUUUUCUAUCACAUGAUUGGCCAGCAGGAAUAACAAAAUAUGGAGAUGAAGAUGCAUUGUUAAAACGAAAACCAUUUUUUAAAGAUGAUAUAGAAAGCAACACACUUGGUAGUCCUCCAGGUAUGGAAUUGUUGGAACACCUUUAUCCAUCUUACUGGUUCUCCGCACACUUGCAUUGUAAAUUCGCUGCUCUCGUUCCCGAGAAAGGAGGAACACGAGUAACGAAAUUCCUAGCGCUGGACAAAUGUCUACCAAAACGGAAAUUCCUUCAAGUAUUGGAAGUACGUUCUCAGGAGGACAGUCUGAUACAAUUGGACUAUGAUCUUGAAUGGUUAACGAUAUUAUAUCUGACGAAUCAUUUAUUAAGUGUCAAGAGCAAUGUUCAAUACAUGCCUGGUCAAUAUGGUGUCGGUAGAUGGGCAUACACACCUACUAUGAAAGAGAAACAAACUGUAUACGAGAAAUUUAAUUCUAAUUUACAAAUCCCUCAUAACUUCACUCAAACUGUUAAACCAUACAAUCCGUAUGACACACACGUUCGAAUUGAGCAACCACAAUUAUUGAUAAUAAUGGACAGUGUGUACAAACCGAACCAAAUUGCAAGAAAUUUAAACGUCGGAAUUAUUCUAUAUAUUCUAAUACUCUUUAACUGGCGAACGUGCUUCGAGCAAAGUGUCAAUUCUUCCUUAUUGUCGACUAUCUUAAACGCAAAAAUGGAUAAGUUGACUAUCAUCUCGGGAAUAUUGUUCUUGCUAGCGGAUAUCUCUGCCAUAAUUAGCAUUGCUAUGCCAGAUUGGAUCAUCACUGAUGUCGGCGGUGAUACAAGACUGGGUCUUAUGUGGUCAUGCAUGACCUUGUACAAUAGACCACAGGUUUGUUACAAGUCAGAUCUGCAAUCAGAAUGGUUGAUGGCAUUGAUCUGCAUAUUUGUAGGUUGCAUUUUGAUAACAGCAACCAUAAUAUUAUUGGUCAUUUCACAUUGGGAUCGUAGUGUCAUUCCUUAUGCGCGCUGGGUAGGAUUUGGUGCAAUGGUGCUAUUCUGUCAUGCGGCAGUAAUAUUUCCCAUGGGGUUCCACAUUGAUGAAAUUGGUGGGCAACCGUAUCAAUUGCCUAAUUCGCAUCAAGUUGGAAUUGCAUAUAUUUUAUUUGUCCUAGCAUUAUGGAUCACAGUAAUCUCUGAACUCUUUGCUGGCAAAGUUUGUCUGCCACAUUUUUAGCAUUGUUCCAUAGUACAAGUAUUUGUUAAUUAUAUUCUGUUGACAAUUAGUCUUAUAUUAUUUGUAUAUACUAUAUACUUAUAAUAUC
Camponotus floridanus (Florida carpenter ant) is the source of this 1994-nucleotide messenger RNA. RefSeq names its product lariat debranching enzyme. Gene Ontology annotation, molecular function: RNA lariat debranching enzyme activity. Gene Ontology annotation, biological process: mRNA splicing, via spliceosome. The coding region runs from base 182 to 1906 and encodes 574 amino acids. The transcript is spliced from 8 exons. Gene Ontology annotation, cellular component: nucleus. Lineage: Eukaryota; Metazoa; Arthropoda; Insecta; Hymenoptera; Formicidae. The record is from RefSeq and is a predicted model, not a curated record.